CAGAUUUGAAUAAAAACAAUGAAGUCAAGCGGCUGUUGUGCUUGUUGCUGGCAAAAUGUGCCGGCGUGCUUUGUGGCUGCUGUGCGCUGGCUUGCUGUUCAGCGCCUCGCUGGGCUGCUAUCAGUGCUUUGUUGAUGUGGAGGAGAGCCUUCGUCUGUGCUGGGGUCACAUUUUGACUGAAUACAACGUCAGGAACGUCGACGCCUGCUUCCAGAUGCUGGACCGUAUAUUCAACAACAACCAGAGCGUAAUUGAAGCUGGGAGAGUGGGUAAAGGUUAUGAUCAACAGCUAAAGGAGAUUCUGGAUGCAGAGAUCUUGUCCGUGGUUGAAGAAUUCAGCAAUCAGCUGAAUAACGACUCGGUGUACGAGGAACGGCUGCAGACGGCGGCAGACAAUUUCAUCGCAGCUGCCUCCAAACUGCCUAGAGUUUCUGGAUGUGUCCCUCCAUGUGGUGUCCAGAGUGAAGGUGCAGUGUACAACUGCAUCACCUGCCAGUUUGACUCCUGUGAGUUCCCCCUGGAUUGUCCAGUCACGGAAAUGAACGUCACGCAGUACAGCAGCAGCCGAAUGUGGUGCCAGGUGCCGUUUCAGCUGCCGCGUGACCUGGAGGUGAUCUGGAGGUUUGCAGAGAAGGUUAAGACCCAGCAGGUGGAUCAGUUUAAAGAAGUGACUGUGGGGGUGGACAGGCUCUACUCCAUCCCUUCAACCAGGCUACAGAAUCAGGGCACCUACCAGUGUGAGAUCUUCUCAGGCCAGCGCUCCAUUGUGAGACUCUACUAUUACCUCGCAGUGACCCCCCAGGUUGUGGCAGGCCACACGGAGCUGCAGGAGACAUUCGACCUGUCUCUGCUCCCAGGAGGGCGGCUGCUCCCUGCGCCUGGUGGUCCUCCUCCUCAGCCUCCCCUCCUCCCGUCCCCGCUGCUUCUCGCCGCCUGUUUAACUGCUGUGCUGCUGCUGCUGUUUCUCUCCCUGGGGACUCUCUAUUUUUUAACAGUGCCGGAGCGAGAGAGUGAUUGUGAAGAACAAGCACAUGGAGAUGAGGGUUUGGCAUCCUGACAGUUCUAAAGCCCUUCUUCAUCUUUCUCUUGCAACUGAUUCCUCAACCUUCAGCAGAGAUCUGGAAUUUCUUCAUAUACUAAGUCUUCACUGAAUUAGGCUGCCACCAUAACGAAGGACAAUCUGCCACUAAGAGUGUUGUUCGUCAAUAAAUGUGCUUUUAUAAAUUUAAAA
This is a messenger RNA of Betta splendens (Siamese fighting fish), 1231 nucleotides long. RefSeq names its product sperm acrosome associated 6 (gene spaca6). Gene Ontology annotation, biological process: fusion of sperm to egg plasma membrane involved in single fertilization. The record is from RefSeq and is a predicted model, not a curated record. Lineage: Eukaryota; Metazoa; Chordata; Actinopteri; Anabantiformes; Osphronemidae. The coding region runs from base 56 to 1057 and encodes 333 amino acids. The transcript is spliced from 10 exons.